Molecule: messenger RNA, 4731 nt
Organism: Condylostylus longicornis
Lineage: Eukaryota; Metazoa; Arthropoda; Insecta; Diptera; Dolichopodidae
Gene: drpr
Product: protein draper
Exons: 16
Coding region: 1280-4528 (1082 amino acids)
Biological process (GO): cell communication
Cellular component (GO): membrane
Molecular function (GO): protein binding; scavenger receptor activity
Source: RefSeq, a predicted model, not a curated record
CAAUUCUCUGUUUCAUUUUACAAUUAGUUGAGUCGAGAAAAGGAAAGGUAUUUGUUACGGUCGGAGAUAUAAAGCGAUUUUUUUUUUUUUUUAUAAAAAAAAUAUUUUGAAAUUAAAUAUUGCAAAAUAUCUACUUAUAGUUAUGCACAUAUAAAAAAUUAUUUUCGCUAUAUAAACAAAGAAAUAUAUUGCGUAUUUUGUUUAUGUAUAAAAUAUAAAAAAGGAAAAUUAAAGUUUCAAUCAAUAAUAUUGUUAUGAGAAUAAUGGAAAAAGCCUAAUGAUUACUGCAAACAUACACACAAUUAUAUACAUACAUACAUACAUAUAUGAAGUGUUUAUCCAAAAAUAAAAAGUGAUUUUUUAUCUAAAAUAGCUCUUAUUUAUAUUGAAUUCAAAUAAUUAAUUUAUUAAAAUAUUAAAAUAAAUUAUGAAGAGUGUUUAAAAAUAUUUAAAAAGAUUGUGUAACGCAAUUGUGAAUGAACAAAGAGUUAUUAGUGAUUACAUUUAAUUUUAUUAUUUAGUGGGAAAGAAAUAAAAAAUUUGAUUUUAAAAUCAGAAAAAUUUCCAAACAUAAUUGUAUAGUGAUUUUUUUUUUCAAGAAGCAAGCAGAAUUACUAUUAAUUUAUUUGCUCAUAAUUAAUAAUAUAUAUGUACAUAUAUUAAAAUUAAAAAAUAAUAUUUAUAAUCUCCAAAAAUAAAUAAAUUGUGAAAUUUAAUAACAGUUUGGAUAAAAAAAUAUUCAUAAUAUUCUUAACGCAAAAUAUUUGUAAUUCGAGUAGAUUGGAGUAUAUUCGAGUUUGCAAUUUGAAUUUGAUCUUUCAUCAUUGAUUAAAUAAUUUGAUGAAUCAUUAGAGAAGAGGGGGUCAAAAAUAAUCAAAUAAAACAAAAUGUAUUGAAAAAAUAUUGGAAAAAAAUAUUACUGAUAAUAUAAAAAUUCGAAAAAUUACUUAUUGCCAGAUUAAUAAAUUAUAAUCUUAUCUUGUUAAUAAAAUAAUUUAUACAUUCAUACAUACAUAUAUUCAACAGUACCUUGUUAAAUAAGUUUUUGGACCAGUAUUUUGUUCUUAUUAUUUGGUUUUAAUCCCAAUUGCUAUCUAACAUAUAUGAGAAAACAAAAGAAUAUUGCCAAAACUGCUUGAUUUCGUAUUUAGAAGUUAUAAACAGUAAUGGAUACAAAACGAAUAAUUUAAAGCCAAAAUUUUUAUAUACUUUACAAUUGAAUAAUUCAAUUUGAAAAUAAAUAAUAUAAAUAAAUAAAAAAAUUUAAAAUAAUUUUAAAAUGAGAGAAAUAAAAAUGGAGCAAAAUAUUCUAGUAAAUUUAAUUUAUAUAUUUUGUAUUUUCACUGUGAUAUCAACAACAUUUGUUGCCAGCCAAACAGUUGAAUAUGAAGAUUUAGAUGGUCCGCAUGUUUGUAAAAAAGUUGAAAAGUACAAUGUAGAAGUAAUUACGACCGAAAAACAAUCAUAUCAAGAAAGAGUAAACGUUUGGUGUUUUAGUUUUCCACCAAGAUGUUCUAGUUAUAAAUUAAAACAGAGAACAGUUAAUAAAACGCAAAUAUUAGAGAAAACGCGUGUAGUGAAAGUUUGUUGUGAUGGCUAUAUUAAAGAGAAAAGUCAAUGUGUACCAUAUUGUUCUGUUAAAUGUCAAUUUGGAAAAUGUGUUGCACCAGAAGUAUGUAAAUGUGAACAUGGAUAUGGUGGACCAGCUUGUGAUAUAAACUGUCCAGCUGGUAGAUGGGGUAGAAAUUGUGAAGAACAAUGUGAUUGUAAAAAUGAUGGAACAUGUGAAGCUUAUACUGGACAAUGUAUAUGUAAAAAAGGUUAUAUUGGUGAUAAAUGUGAAAAUAAAUGCCCACCAAACAAAUAUGGUCAAGAUUGUAAUGAGGAUUGUCGUUGUGAAAAUGAUGGAAUAUGUCAUCAUGUAUCUGGAGAAUGUCGUUGUGCUCCUGGCUAUACAGGACCACUAUGCCAUGAUAAAUGCCCGGAAGGUACACAUGGUGCUGAAUGCAGUCAAGAAUGUCGAUGUCAAAAUGAUGGAAAAUGUGAACCAUCAACUGGUAAAUGUGAAUGUACUGCUGGUUGGAUUGGUGAAGUAUGUGCAAAUAGAUGCCCACCAGGACAAUAUGGAAUUAAUUGUGAACAACAAUGUGAAUGUUAUAAUGGUGCUCAUUGUCAUCAUAUUACUGGAAAAUGUGAAUGUGCACCUGGUUUCAUUGGUGAAAAAUGCCUUGAUAUGUGCCCAACAAAUUAUUUUGGAUUAAAUUGUAGUGAAGAAUGUCGAUGUGAAAAUGGUGCUAAGUGUGAUCAUUCAACAGGAGAAUGUGAAUGCUCUUUGGGAUGGGAAGGUGUUAUUUGUUCUGACAGAAUAUGUCCUGACGAUAAAUUUGGUGAAAAUUGUACAAAAUCAUGUAUUUGUGAAAUGGAUCAUACAGAAUCAUGUCAUCCAUAUACUGGAAAAUGUACAUGUAAACCUGGUUGGACCAGUGAAGAAUGUAAUCGACCAUGUCCAUUCCUUAAAUAUGGCAAAAAUUGUGAAUUAUCAUGUGAGUGUAAAAAUAAUGCUAAAUGUUCUGCUGUUAAUGGUACAUGUUUCUGUGCGCCUGGAUGGCGUGGUUCUCAGUGUGAAGAACCAUGUCCCCAGGGUACAUUUGGUCAAAAUUGUGCUGAAAAAUGUAAUUGUGCUAAUGAUGCUACUUGUUCAUCCGAAACUGGACAAUGUUUUUGUAGUCCAGGCUGGAAGAAUACAAAAUGUGAUCGUCCUUGUGAUGAAAAUCACUACGGAAAGGAUUGUAAUCAACUAUGUGAUUGUAAAAAUGAUGCUUCUUGCAAUCCACAAAAUGGGUCAUGUACAUGUAGACCCGGCUGGACCGGUGAAAAAUGUGAGAAAAAAUGUGAACCGAAUACAUUUGGACAAAAUUGUACUCAAAAAUGUGAAUGCAUUGAAAGUAAUACUGUUGCAUGUGAUGCUGUUGAUGGGCAUUGUACAUGCAAAAACGAUUGGGGAGGUGUCAAUUGUGAAACACAAUGUGCUCCCGGAUAUUAUGGCAAUAAAUGUGAACUUGAGUGCAAUUGUUUGAAUAAUUCAUCAUGUGAUUCUGUAACUGGAGAUUGUGUAUGUGCAAGAGGUUGGACUGGUAUCAAUUGUUCAGAACCUUGUCCAAAAGGUUUCUUUGGAACUGGUUGUAGAGAAGUUUGUCAACCAAUUGGACAUGGAGAAGAAAAUAAAACAUGUGAUCAUAUUACCGGAAAAUAUGUUUGCUUGCCAGGAUAUAUUGGUAUGACAUGUGAACAUCCAUGUCCAGAAGGAAGAUAUGGUCAAGAUUGUUCGAAAAAAUGUAAUUGUGAACAUGGAGGUGAAUGUAAUCAUAUAACAGGAGAUUGUCAGUGCCGUCCCGGAUGGUCUGGCCGAAAUUGUAAUGAAUCAUGUCCUGACGAUAUGUAUGGACCAAAUUGUGCUCAACGUUGUAGAUGUCAACAUUCUAAACAAUGUAGAAAGAAUGAUGGUCAUUGUAUCUGUUUACCAGGUUGGAUGGGAACAACAUGUGAUGAAGUAUGCCCUGAAGGAUUUUAUGGUUUACAUUGUAUGGAAUUAUGCAAUUGUCCAAAUGAAAAUUUCGUAUGUCAUGCUGCCCAAGGAUGUGUUUGCCGUCAAGGAUAUACUGGCUCAAAUUGUGAUGUUUUAAUAUCAUUACACAGAAUUGAAGAAAGCUCUGACUUCAUGCUACCAUCAGCAGCAUCAAUUAAUCGAAAUAAUUUAGAAUCAAAUGGAAAAGCAACAAAAGCUGGUUUAGCAUGGGGUGUAGCAAUUGUCAUAUUAUUAAUUGCAGUAAUUUUAGCAGUUCUUUUAUAUUAUCGUCGAAGAGUAUCAAAUUUAAAAACAGAAAUUGCUCAUGUACAAUAUAUAACAGAAGCUCAAUUAUAUCCAGAAAGAAAUCAUAAUUUUGAUAAUCCUGUUUAUGGAUUCCAGGGUCAAGAUAAUACUCGAUUAUUAAAUAAUCUUAAACAAAAUGGUAAAAUGAAUAAUUUAAAUGUUACUGAUCCAGAAUAUAAUGGUGAUAAUUCAAAUGCUAAUGGAAAAGCUGGAAGUUAUUCUUUAAAUUAUAAUAGUGAGACAUGCAUGAAAAAUUUACAUGCUGAUAUGACUAAUCCAAAUGUAUAUCAUUGUAUAGAUAAAGAGGAACAUGUUUAUGAUGAAAUAAAACAUAAAGAGGGAUAUAAAGAUCCAGUUAAGGAUUUCCAAAAAAAUAUUUUUCCAAACAAUGAUGAAUAUGACCAUCUAGAUUAUUCAAGGCCAAGUAGUUCAUUUAAACCACACUAUCAUCAAAUGAAUGAUACAAUUUUAAAUUUGAAUACUACAACUGAAGAAAAACCAAGUAAUCUUGCUCAAAAACCAUUAAAUGUUCUUUUAGCUACAACUGAAGAGGACGAUGAUUUGGAUUCGAACUCUAAUUUAAAACCAUCAUUAAAUAAUGCUGUCACUGAUUCUGAUAAUAGCUCAACCAGUGAAACAACUCGAAUUAAUAAAUAAAAAAAAAAAUCUAAACAUUGAUUAUAAAUAUUUAAAAGAAAUUUACUAUUAAAAGAAAAUUAUGAGCAGGAUUUCUCUUUUUGCUAAUAUUCAAUAAUUGAUAAUUUAUGUGUAAUAAUAAAAAUAAAUAUUUGCAAAAAGGUAAAAAUUAUAGAACUGAUAAUAAAAAUUUAAGUAAAAUUUAGUUUUUUUUUUGUAAUAUC